Messenger RNA from Colias croceus (clouded yellow), 2591 nucleotides. RefSeq lists its product as uncharacterized. The coding region runs from base 125 to 1798 and encodes 557 amino acids. The record is from RefSeq and is a predicted model, not a curated record. The transcript has 10 exons. NCBI's taxonomy places the organism in Eukaryota, Metazoa, Arthropoda, Insecta, Lepidoptera, Pieridae. Gene Ontology annotation, molecular function: protein binding.
CGUCACUACUAAGUUGUGUGUUGCCAGCUUUAUAAGUAUUUGGCGGGAACGCACGCUCGAGAUCGCGACGCGAAAAAAGAAAUAAUAAAAUAUUUUUUUAUCAAUUGUGAGACGAUUGUAAACAAUGAAGUCCACGGUAUAUAUCUGGUUACGGUGUUUGGCUCUUCUUUACGUUGUUACGAUAGCAAACUGCGGCCUCCUCGGUUCUCAGUGUCGCACCAACGCAGACUGCUCCGCCUCCAACUCGCGCUGCGCGAGGGGAGUCUGCACCUGUCAGCCUUACUACGCUGAAGUUGACAACUCCACGUGCCUCCAGUCGACACUUCUCGGCUCGGAAUGUGUGGUGUCAGAACAAUGUACACUAAAAGUAGCCUACAGCGCUUGCUUAGAUGGUGUUUGUCGGUGCACGGAUGGUCAUUUGCAAUUCAGAAAACACACGUGCCUCUCACCUGCUCCACCAACUCACGUUUGCUACAGUAAUGAACAUUGUCGUUUGUGGGAUAAAGACAGCCACUGUGAAUUUGUUAUACCCAAUCUAUUUGGAAGGUGUUCCUGUAAUUCAUUCUUCAAGAAAUCUGGAGAUAAAUGCCUUCCUAUAAAAUUACCAGUGUAUGCCACAGAGGCAGUAAUAGCAGAACAAGAAACUAGUAAUGAUUCAUCGAAUGAAACAAACAAUGAAGUUGCAAAUAUAAAAGAUCGUUCAUCUCAACCUAAUUUUGUCAUCGAUUCCGAUGAAAUAAAGCCGAGUAAAUUACCAACGUAUACGAGUAAAAACGACGUAUUAAGUACUCAAGAAGACAGUCCGUUAAUGCAAACUGUUAUGAAAGUACCUUCAAUUGAUCAAACAAAACGGCUAUCGGUUUCUAUUAGGAAAGAUGGAGAACCAAAUGAACUCAUCAGUUCGGAUGAAAUGACAGCUAAUUUACAUGCCAAUGAUCAACCUGUAUAUAGAGUCGUGACUCAGCCAUCAGUUGAUAAGAAAUCGAAUAAGAAAAGUGGUACCUCUAAGGAACAAAACGGAGGAAAGCAUAAAGGUGGACAUCAGAAGAAAUCAUCACUUAAAGAUAAACAACGCAUUCGAGCAGAUGCAAUACCAGACGUAGACCUCGGACCCGUGUCUCUCGGAAUGCCGUGUUACAUCGACAGUCAGUGCCAGAAAGUGGACCCCAACACCCGCUGUGUCAACAAGCGCUGUGAUUGCUCAUACCGCACUAAUUCCACAUCGGCUUGCUCAGCGCGAAAUCGAGGCUGUCUGCCCGGUACAUUCCAAUGUCGAUCAACUGGGACCUGCAUAAGCUGGUACUUCGUGUGCGACGGACGAAAGGAUUGCCCAGAUGGCUCCGACGAGAAAUGCCUAGGUACUGGUAAAGAGGGCACAGGUGAGCGGUGCCCGAUGCACGCGUUCCGCUGCGGCGGGCCGGGCUCGCCGUGCGUGUCGCGCGCCGCGCGCUGCGACGGCACGCCGCAGUGCCCCGGCGGGGAGGACGAGAGGAACUGCAAGGCUACUAGGAGGAAGGGUUGCCCACGACACACGUUCCGAUGCGGGUCCGGCGAGUGUCUCCCGGAGUACGAGUUCUGCAACGCCAUUAUAUCUUGCAAGGAUGCGUCUGAUGAGCCCCCACAUCUAUGUAACGAGCAAUCCAGAUGGCGCGCAGCCGACUUCUGCCCGCUGCGGUGCGGCAACGGGCGCUGCCGCAGCACCGCCGUGGCGUGCUCCGGACGCGACGGCUGCGGCGACAACAGCGACGAGAUCGCCUGCUCUGUGUGCCGAUGUCCAGCAUCACCACAGUCGCCGUAAAGAAAAUACUAAUCAAGAGUGCACUAGAAAAUAUAAGCCCAUUUCUGAAUGAAGAUCUCAAAAAGAAAACUAUACGAAUUUAUAUGGAACUUCAGUUGUACGGAUUUUACUCAAAUGUUUGAUUUAAAUGGUUGGAUAAUUUUCGUCUAUAUUUUGGUCUAUCCUAUAUUUCUUCAAGAUUUAAAUGAAAGCAAUAAAAUGGGCAUAUUAUAACGUUUUCAAAUUAGUUUCGUAUUGUAUUUAUUAUAAUCCGAACAACCACAUUUAAGUGUUUAUCGACCAGAAAAAGAAGCAGUUUUUGUAUUAAAAUUAAUAAAAAUCCGUAAAGAUAAUAAAACCCCACUCAAAAGACUGAGGAGUGAUACUCUAUUUCUUGCAUUUCAUUUUAUAGAUAAAUAAUAAUUGUAAAUAAAUUGUAAAAGUUAAGAAUAGCAAUUAAAUAAUUACUGAUUGUGAAAUAUUUUGAUUAAUUCGAUACCACCAUUAUUUUUCUUGUUUUAGAAACGUAGAAGAUGAAUGUAAUAUUUCAUGAAGACGGGCUUAAUAUUUUUUGUAAUUUCAUAUCGAUGUUGAUCAUAUUUACUCACAAUCUUUAAAUUUUCCUUGUUUCAAAAAUAGAAAACGAAAUGGAAUUCAAAGUUAUUUAGGUAUUUUAAAUGUUUGGUCUUGAAUUCAAAUAGAUUUGUUCCAUAGUUUAAAAUAUUAACCCGCCUUCUUAAAAUGGUUUGUUUAGCUACGUUUUGAUUAUUUUGUAUAAGUGAGCAGUAGCAUAAAUGAUAAAUUAUUUCGUCUA